UCUGGAGGCAGCUGUGUCAGUGCGUUUCUCCUGGGACCAGAAUAAAGGGGAACUCUUUCCCCCUCCUGGCUUCAGCUGGGACUGGGUGAAAUGCCUUUGGUCUUUGCAGCAGCCCCCCUGCAGAAGCCACGUCAGCCUGUCCUUAAGGACAGAGCCUGGAGCUUCUCCUGGGCUCUGGAUGGAGGCUGAUCCGUCUGACUUUAACAUUGAUGCCCCCCGUUGGGACCAGUGCACUUUCCUGGGGCGGGUGAAGCACUUCUUCAAUAUCACGGACCCCCGCACAGUCCUGGUACCAGAGCGGGAGCUGGACUGGGCCAAAGUGAUGGUGGAGCAGAGCAGGAUGGGGACUGUGCCCCCGGGCACCCAGGUGGAGCAGCUUUUCUAUGCUAAGAAGCUGUACGACUCGGCCUUCCACCCUGACACUGGGGACAAGAUGAAUGUCAUUGGGCGGAUGUCCUUCCAGGUCCCUGGCGGCAUGAUCAUCACGGGCUUCAUGCUCCAGUUCUACAGGACGAUGCCAGCAGUGAUCUUCUGGCAGUGGGUGAACCAGUCCUUCAAUGCCUUAGUCAACUACACCAACAGGAAUGCGGCUUCCCCCACGUCGGUCAGGCAGAUGGCUGUUUCCUACAUCACAGCCACAACCACCGCAGUGGCCACUGCUGUGGGCAUGAACAUGUUGACAAAGAGAGCCCCGCCCCUGGUGGGCCGCUGGGUGCCCUUUGCCGCUGUGGCUGCAGCUAACUGUGUCAACAUCCCCAUGAUGCGCCAGCAGGAACUCAUCCAGGGAAUCUCUGUGAAGGACAGGAACCACAAUGAGAUCGGUCAUUCCCGGAGAGCUGCAGCCAUAGGCAUCACCCAAGUGGUUAUUUCUCGGAUCACCAUGGCAGCCCCUGGCAUGAAAGGGGAAGUGUCACAGCCUUUUGCCUGCCUCUUCCAGUUCUGCUGCCGGUCCUCAUGGAAAGACUGGAGAAGCUGCGCUUCGUGCAGAGAGUCCGGGUUCUGCACGCCCCUUUGCAGGUUCUGCUGUCCGGGUGCUUUCUUAUCUUCAUGGUGCCGGUGGCGUGUGGGCUGUUCCCGCAGCAAUGUGAAUUGCCGGUUUCCUAUCUGGAACCUGAGCUCCAGGACACCAUCAAGGCCAAGUACAGAGAACCUGUGCCUUAUGUCUACUUCAAUAAGGGCCUCUGAAGGCCUCACCCCAGCACGGACCAGUCCACAUACCAGCUCACAGAGAACCUGUGCCUUAUGUCUGCUUCAGUAAGGGCCUCUGAAGGCCUCACCCCAGCACGACCAGUCCAUACACCAGCUGUGGAUUCCUGUGCCUCAUUCAUUCCUCUUUGCUGACAGGGCCUGCAGGCCAGGGUGGAUUCGGGGGCAAGGGUGGCAGUGGGAGGAUGCCUCAUGCUUCUACCCAGGUAUCUGGGUUUAUUGGACUCCAGGGGAUAAAAGUGACCAAGGGGAGAGAGGCCAAGGCUUCUAUCUGCUCUUCCCGAACCCCCAUCUUCUGGAGACCAGGAGCUGAGGCCCCCUCAGGGAGAAGGUGCUAGGUCCUGAGGGUGACGCUCAAGUAAACCGUUUGGAAUAAAUUAGGAAACCUGAGAUUCUGGUUCCAGCUUGGGUUGAAGAAGGGCCCCCCUUCUCUUCCUCCUCAUCUGUUCUCAGUCAAGGGCACCCUUCCCGCCGGGGGGUGGGGGGGGUGUGUGUGUGGUUCUGGCUCCCUCAGAAAGAGGGUGGGGAGAGGCUGGGUCACUUUGGACCUCCUCUUUGUUCUUGCCCACUCUCCUCCCCAGGGCCCCCUGGGCAGAAAGCUUCUUUGGGAGUCUUGCUAACCUUGAGAGUUUUUAUCAGGCACCCAGGAGUUUUUAGUGCCAACCCUCUCCCCCCUCCCAAAAAGAAACAGGACACAGUGAGGCAGCAGAGUUUCAUGGUGCUUCAGACCCUGUCUGUUGACACUGGCUUUGUUCUCCUAAAAUCAUUAUCUGAUUCUGCUUCUCUGUGUCUGAAAGAUAAAACCACUGACUGAGUAAAAAGGACAUAGGUACGCAUUAACCGCACGUUUCAGUGGGUAUAAUUUCCUGGCUGCCACCCUUCCUCAGCCCGUUGGGUUAAACACCAAAGAAAGACUGGUGUGGACUGAAUAGGAAAGGGAAGUUUUAUUUGGACGCCUCUGAGAGGAAACCAACCAGGACCAAAGAGCCUUAAAGGACACACGGCCAAGUGUAGCUACUCGCCCUUCCUCGCCAGGGUGCUCUAGGUUAUUUUGGAAGCCCCUGAGGGAGAGGGGGCUGCUGUAGCCAACCUGGGGCCAAUGUCUUUAUGAGUUUUGUCUAGUAGAAUUUACUGACUGAUCAAAGGGUAUCACUGUGAAUCGAAUACAUUUCUUGAAAGAGCACAAUGAACUGUCUGCACACUGAGUUAAUAAAACCUAGAUGGAAAGCAA
Odocoileus virginianus texanus is the source of this 2437-nucleotide messenger RNA. Lineage: Eukaryota; Metazoa; Chordata; Mammalia; Artiodactyla; Cervidae. The record is from RefSeq and is a predicted model, not a curated record.